AUGGAAGGGAUCUCUGAAAAAGAAAGAGAUCGCAACAUUAGGGGAAUAAGAAAGGGUAGAGGAGAGUUCGUAAGGCAGAAGGAGAGAGGGCGCAGCACAGCUGGGUCGAACGCGAUCAUGGUAGGGGAAGUCGGUGUCCUCGGAGUCCUCGUUCACACGAGUCACGAGCGUUGCCGUCCGUCAGUACGGCGCGGAACGCGUUCCUGUUUGUCUCGUUGUGUGGAGUCGGUGUCGCGCGUGCCAGUUUUCAGCUUCUCUCCGUCUUUCUCUGUCAGACUAGGCAUUUCUUUGUUCAUUAUCGUCGACCAAGCAGAGAAAGAGAACGACGCGACUGCACGCUGCCGUGUGACACACGUGUGAUAUUGUGGGUAGUUGGUGUGGUGCGAUAGGAUGCGGUACAAUGACCGUAAAUGAGUAAUCGACGUCCCUGCGAGAACCGGUUGGAAGGACGAGGAUCACGGCGGAAAGGACGCCCGUGGCAGGACUCCAACCUCUGUGCAUAGGAGUAGGAUCGAUCGGCCGUGAGGACGAAGAAGAGCUGCCGAUCGACGAAGGUAGCAAGAGACGGGGGAAAAAGGCUGAAAGCGUGGGAGGAGGGUCGAAAGGUUGAGCGACCCGCGGAGGAGAAAGAAGAGAAAGAGGACGUGGCGGAAGCACGUUCGGUGGAAGAGGAGGAAGAGGAGGAGGAGAAGGAAAAUCGAAAGUAGGAGGGAGACAGAGGUCGAGAGAGGAAGAGAGAUGAGUCUGGUGGGUGACUCGCAAAGUGCGGUGGUCGGUUGUUCGACGAAAGGCAGAUAGCGCCAUUAGUUAUUGCUGGGCCGGAGAACGUCGAGCCGAUGCGCGCUACGGCCCUGGCCGUUGACGAAGAAGGGGAAGAGGAGGAGGAAGAAGAGGAGGACGAGGUUAGAGGAGGGCACAACGGGGCCCAAAGGGCCACGAUGUAUCCCUUCGGGUCGAAGGAACGUCGUCGUCAACCUGGAAUCGGGACGCCCUUGAUUUUCUUCUUGGUGUUCGGUUGCCUUCUAAUCAUCGCCGUUGCCUCGCCUCUUCAUCCUGUGCCACCACAUAGAGGUAUCACGCUCAGUUCUUACAUCGGCUAUUACGAGGUGGCCUCCUAUGAUACCGCGGCCUUGAGACAACAUAGUAACCGGAUGCGUCGCGAUGUCUCCGACGCGGUCGACAAUCAACCUUUGCUGCUGCAACUGAAAGCGCUCGACAAACAGUGGACGUUACGCCUGAUACGAGACAAGGGUCUAUUCAGCAAGGAUGCGACAUUCGAGAGCACGAAUGGCCCCAUUGACUUCGACACGUCGCACUCGUACGUGGGCACCGUGUUGGAGGACGACAAUGCUAUGGUGCAAGGAAUCGUGACAGAGGAUGGCCUUUUCGAUGGCACGGUCGUUACUGGAUUCGAGGAAUACUACAUCGAGCCAACAAAUAGAUACUUGAACAAGGAAGAAGACACAUCUCCGACGUAUCACAGCAUAGCUUAUCGCGCCUCGGAUGUAUUAACGCCACGUAGAUCGUUACCUUGCGCCAGUCAUCAGUUGCAUCAAUCUGCUACUCACGAUUUCACGGAAAGGGGCGAACAUGAUUAUGGGAACGACUCUCGGACGCUUUACGAACCUCUGCUCGGCGAGAGGCAAGCUCUCUACUCGAAGGAAAACGGUGCACGAGUUUUGACCUUGGACAGAGAUAAGAGCGCAGCACGUAUGGAAACAAGCAGCGACGGUGAUCGUAUCGCUAGGCAUUUGCACAAACGUGCCACUGUGGAUCCACGAAAAACUACCUGUAUGCUGUACCUGCAAGCGGAUCAUCAGUUUUUCGCGAGAUACGGCACGGAGGAGGCUUGCAUCGAGGUGAUGACGAGACACGUGCAAAGGGUCAACUCCAUUUAUAAGCACACUGAUUUCAACCAGGACGGCAGACCUGACAACAUCAGCUUCAUGAUAAAACGUGUGAAAGUUCACAGCGAGGACGCGUUGAGAGAUCCCAAUUAUCGAUUCCCAGGCAACUACGGCGUGGAAAAGUAUCUGGAGCUCUUCUCCGAAGAGGAUUACGACGCGUUCUGCUUAGCUUACAUGUUCACGUAUCGGGAUUUCGAGAUGGGAACGCUUGGACUAGCUUGGACCGGUGAUCUGAAAAACGCUGGUGGAGUCUGCGAAAAGAACGGGCACUAUCGUGGCAGUAUGAAGUCGCUGAACACCGGAAUAGUGACUUUGCUGAAUUACGGCAAGCACGUACCACCCGCCGUUUCUCACGUCACUUUGGCCCACGAGAUCGGUCACAACUUCGGCUCACCGCACGAUCCGGAACAAUGCACGCCCGGCGGAGAGGAUGGAAACUUCAUUAUGUUCGCUCGUGCUACCAGCGGCGACAAGCGAAACAAUAAUCGUUUCAGCCCAUGUAGCUUGAGUGCCAUAAACCCAGUUUUGAAUAGCAAAGCUCGUUCUCCGAAGGGUUGCUUUACUGAGCCGCAAGUGUCAUUAUGCGGCAAUGGUGUCAUCGAAGAGGGUGAAGAGUGCGACUGCGGAUGGGAAGAAGAUUGCAGGGAUUCGUGUUGUUUUCCCCAACGUCGUUAUCCGCCAGCAGGCGAGACACCCUGUACGCUCACACCGGGUUCCAUUUGUAGCCCUAGUCAAGGUCCAUGUUGCACUGCAGAGUGCAAUUUAAGAUUCGGAGACAAGUGCAGAGACGACAACGGAUGUCGCGACGCAAGCUUCUGCGACGGUCGAUCACCGUAUUGUCCUCCUUCCAUCAACAAGCCCAACAAGACGAUCUGCAAUCGCGAAUUUGUGUGUUUUAUGGGGGAGUGCACCGGUAGUAUAUGCCUUGCAUACGGAUUGGAAUCUUGCCAGUGCAUUCCCGGGCCAAAUGAUCCGCCGACGAAAGCCUGCGAACUAUGUUGUCGUCUACCCGGAGAAAAUCAACCCUGCUUGUCGUCUUUUGAUUGGAACUCUCCACCCUACGACAUUCCGGACAUGUUCUCGAAGCCUGGAACACCGUGCAAUGAUUAUAACGGAUACUGUGACGUCUUCCAAAAAUGUCGAGAGGUCGAUCCAAGUGGUCCUUUAGCAACCUUAAGGAAGCUUCUCUUAUCCGACGAAAGUCUAGCCACGUUCCGUCGUUGGAUAAUUGACCACUGGUACGCAGCCGCUUUUAUCAUUGUGGCUGCUGUAUCGCUAUUGGUGGCGAGCAUGCGAUUACUGGGCAAACGGCCGGACCUGAAACUCAAGUCAGUUACAAUAAUACACAGCUCAACGACGGAAACUGUGCGUCUUCCGCCGGAGGGAACGGAGGGAGUGACGGUGCAUCCUCCGGCUGUACGUGCAAAGCUUCCACUCAGCAGAAAAGUCAGGGAGAAGAGGAGACAUCGGAAGCAUAAGGAUUCUCAUGGAAACGCGGACAAAUCCGGCAAAGAUGCAUCGAAGAAGAAGAAACAACCUCAAUCGCAGACGAAGAGGAUAUCGGCGAACGCGACCGAGGACUUUGCCAGGAAGAGAUCGGCAGAUGUGACGCCUGCGAUGAUGCAAGAGAACAAACGGAAGAAGACCUUCCCAAGUCGAGAUAAGCAGAAUUCGAGUGGCAACGUAAGCAGCGCGGACAACGAGAAAAGAAAGCGUAAGAAGCAACACAAGAAAGAAGUGAUCGAUUAUUCGGCUAUCCAGGCUGAGAAAGAAACCGAGCCAAACGCCGAUCCGAAAAGCAAAGUACGUUCCUGGUUAUUGGCAUCCUCUCAAUGUCGGCCGGAAACUGGCAGAAGCAACGCGACUGGUUUACCGAAAAGCAAGUCUACUCCUGUGGGUCUGACUGGUGCAGGAACCAGACUGCCUGCGACCAGGCAAGCGGUUUCGAGGAGACCAACCGAAUCUAAAGAAACGAAAACACCAGCAAGUUCAGGGGCAAGAAAAGAGAGGGCGAAGCUGCAAGUAGUUUAUAAACCCCCCUUCAGGUUCAGCGUGAAACUGAGAAAAUCCGACAAGGUAGCACAGGUUCCUGCCCUGGCGCCAAACACGACACACGUCAAUGGCAGGCCGAAGCUUCCACGAACCGGUGUUCUUCUAAGGACAGCGAAAAAGAAGGACAGGGUCAGAAUCGGCAGGGCCAGACAAAUAGCGCCUACAGGAAUCGGAAACAGUGCGGGUGAUUUACCUGAGCCAGCCAAUUCUGAUCUCCAUACCGUUCCUUCCGAUCUCGAGGUGUUACUGUCCGAGAGCGAGUUCCUCUUCUCGGACACGUGACCACGGUGAAUCAGAGACGCUUAGAUCUGUUCAUUAUUUAGAGGAAUCUUUUUAGGAAAAAGAUCUGUAUCGAAGAAAUCGAUACGUCGAAGAAUCCCGUCCGCCGAAGUCGCGAAGGAUAGGUACAUGUGAAAACCUUUUACAUGCUAUCCCGUGGUUCAGCCUCAAUUUCGCUAAUGAUAAAUAUAAUUAAUCGCUCUGGUCGAUCGUUAGAAAACGCUCGACAGAAUAAAGAAUCAAAAGAAGAAGGUAUUUAUUAUUAGUGAAAUCGAACUUCGAAGAACCAAACCGUUUUAUCGUAUUAGUCUAAUGGCUGCUGGGCGUGUUUUCAUAAACGUUGACGCAACCCCAAAUGAGCUUCUUCCGUUCUACUGUGCUGGAAUUUAUUUUUUUAUCGGUAUCUAAUAACGAGGAGCACGCAUACACAUAUGGCGUACGCUUUCGCUCUUUUUCACGUCUUCCUAGUAAUAAGACGACAUAUCUGUCGUACGUUCAGAAUAAUUCACCUCGUAAAUCGUCGAAUUCGUAUUACGAUGUAACGAUCGAUCACCGAAACGAUCCGCGUUCUAUGGAAGUGCUAGUUGAACGAUCCAAGCCAAGUUUUCUUCUUCCAAAGAAAAGGGGCCAAAUUUCACUUUAAAAAAAAAAAACGAAAAAAAAAAAAAGAGAAGACUAACCGCAGCCGUGCGCAUCGACGUAUCGAUGGCACAAGGAACAAAGUCACAGACCUAUUUUCGCCUGUCGAAAAGCGCGCAGAAAAAUUUGUUCUUUCUCCGGAAACACGAGAUUACGAUUCGUUUGCGAUCGCAGCUUCAAUAACAGUUCAGGGAUCAGCGUUCGAUCGAUGUGAGAUGCGACUUCUAGAGUGAUGUACCGUCUUAUUUGGAGACGAAUAACGGAGAGAAAGAGUGGGAGAAAGAAAAAUACUUAAAACUAUUACUAUAUCGUGCCUAUCGUACACCGCUGUUCGAAACUUGCGAAAAGAAUCUCGCGAUCGAAGAGAAAACUUCUUGCUUUUCCUUGGUGAUGGUUUUUCGUGAAACAAACAGGAAGUCAGCAGACACACGAUUUGCUAAGGAAUUCGUGAUCUAGCGACGAAUCGAAAAUUUCCUCUUGGAAAAAAAGAGAAGAAUCUUUGAGAACGUAAAUCGCGGUUGAUAGUUGAAGCUAGUCUAUCCUUUUUGAGUUUCUUUAAAGAUCGUCUAUCGUCAACUUGAUACUUUUUGCCUGCACUUGCUGUUGUUAAUCUAACGUACUAUUCUCAUGGUUCCUAUUCGCCGGCAAUUCCUAACCGCGGUGUAAAACCUGCCGGAUUAUUUGCAUUUCCAGUGGAUAAGUGAUGGCAAGACUCUCGUUGAGCUAUUUAUAUUUUUGAGACUGUAUAAAAGAUACGAGAAUUAUCGACACACAUUCUUCGCUAUAUUUCCAUGAGUUUCAUUCCUGCCAGUGUGUAUUCAGAGAUCGUCUGAAUACUACUGGGAAAACGGUCGUAGCUUAAUCGUAUCGAGAUGAUUUACCAUUACUAUUCUGCGGUGCUAUUAGUCAAUAUCGCUUAGCGAAACGAUUCUGUGCCCGUCGAACAUUCCAACGAUUCCUCCAAAUCUCUUUCCAUCCAAUCGAAUCUAUGUUCCUCUUAUUUCCCUCGUUGAAACUACUUGUUCUUAUUCUAACGUUUGUUAAUGUUAUUUGUUAUUUGCUUCGAUUCAUUCCACUCCACAGAAACGGUGUUUUUCUCAGAAUACUCUAGCAUUUACCCGAUGCUUCUAUUACUUUGACCCACCAUAUAAAGAUCUUAUCGAUCGCAAGCAUUAUCGAAAUAUCCGGUAACAUUUAUGGUUUCGUGAAACAAGAAGAAUAGCUUCCGCGAAACGUACUAGAGACUUGCGAGAGUUAUGUGUUAAAAAAAAAAGAAAAAAAAAAAAACGCUUGUAUCAUCGUUAAGACGCCGAGAGAAAGCGUCGUGAUUGGUCUCGUUGACGAAGAGCAACAGGAAAUUUCUGACCAGAUUUGUUCACCGUUGAUGAGAUAUUAUUAGCGUUAAGGGACGGAGGUGGGCAAAUCUAUUUUUCGUUGUUCAUUAAUGUAAAACACGCUGCGAUAAAUACUGCCAUAACGUAUCGUACAAGAGGGGAAUUACGCGUAAAAUGAUACGUCGUAUAUCGUUAUAACGCGAAAGAACCAUCGAGACACGCUUCGUUUGCCCACCUCUGAUUAAAACCAGUAGAGUAUUUUGCCGAUUGCUGCGAAUAAAUGAACAAAAAUCUGCUUGUGUGUAUACAUACGUGCGUACGUGUACUUAAAUCGUAAGAAUAUGUGAUUUUACUUUUACGUGAAUUUAUAUACACGUUCAACAGGCGUAAGCGGAUUGCGAUCGAGUCUCUGCAAACUCUGAGAGUCGAUCGUUCAAUAUGUGUUACGCGACUAAUAUUUAAUUAACCCAUUGGCCUAAUAUUACGUAAAUCGUAAGCGAUUAUUAUUUAGUCAGAAACGUUUACUCGAAUAGUCGGGUACUAUUUAUUAAACGAAACAUCAGAGAAGCAUCAGCUAGUGCGACUGCAGUUUCCGACUGGCUAAGAGAUUGUUGGAUCCAUCUUUCCUCCUUCGUUUCUCUUAGAGAAAAGUUAGAGAAGAAACGACGCGUAGAAAGCCGCGUCAGCCGAAAGAGAAAACAAGAGUAGCGAGUCGAUGUAGGCAAAUGGGUUAUCAAAGGAAAUGUGAUUUUACUUUUAAGACCAAUCUGUGUUAAAUUCGUGAACUUGACCGGUUCUGAGCCAGUGGCCAUGUCGCCUAAUUCCCUCCCUCGUUAUCGCUUCGUACUUAAGAAAUUCUCUAUAGAGGUUGUUUAGUUCGCUGGAAGAAAGAGCCGUAGGUCAGGACCAUUCGUCGAGAUGCAAUUUCGAUACGUGGAGAUACGGAUUUCACGUAGCGUGUAAGGAAUACAAAUAGGCAACUUAUAAUAGUAUUCAGUUUUUAAAGUUUAAGAUCAUUACGAUCAUCCAUUGAACGACGAUCUUCCGAGAAAAGAGUUUCUCUAUGAUCUCAGGAAUGCGUUUCACGAGUUCAUUUCCGAAUAUUACUGUAUCGUUUCCAAGUGUAUAAUGUUUUAACGAUAGAUAUAUUAAUUUACUCGUCAUUUAAAGAAGAGAUGAGAACGAUCGACCGAUCAAAUUAAUUUGUAAGCGACUAUGGCGACUAGCCAGUCACCGAGAAAACUAACGUUCGUACUUAUAGUUAUUCUUAAUGCUCGAGUGCUACUUGUUUCGCUACUUCAACCCCUUCUUACGCCGAACAUGUUUUAACACAGAGUGAAAGAGAAACAGAGAAAGAAGGAAAAAAGAAAUUGAAACGAUCGUUUUGAUAUUACAUGACAAUUGUUAUAAAUCGAAAAUGAAAAAUUGCAAAUGGAAGGGGUAAAAAUGGUAGAAGAAAUCGCUCGAGAAUUGCCUCGAUUGCCAAGAAAAAUCCGAUCGGCAGAACGAAACUCGUUAGUUAGCUGUUCCCGUCCGAUUUUUCGAUACUGGACACGCCCGAGGCGAGACUGUUAAUUUAUCACGUACUUAAUAUCCAAUAUAAGAUGGGGCUGCUGUAUUUUUACACGGACUUUGUAUAAAUGACGAGAGCCGCAAGAACCGCGAGAGCGAUGGUUUUCGCGCAUCAUUGUAUAUAUCUGUAUACCAAUAAAUAGCUGUAGAAUUAAAAAUUUAA
Molecule: messenger RNA, 7946 nt
Organism: Bombus pyrosoma
Lineage: Eukaryota; Metazoa; Arthropoda; Insecta; Hymenoptera; Apidae
Product: disintegrin and metalloproteinase domain-containing protein 10-like
Exons: 17
Coding region: 837-4241 (1134 amino acids)
Biological process (GO): Notch signaling pathway; membrane protein ectodomain proteolysis
Cellular component (GO): plasma membrane
Molecular function (GO): metalloendopeptidase activity
Source: RefSeq, a predicted model, not a curated record